Molecule: messenger RNA, 366 nt
Organism: Striga asiatica
Lineage: Eukaryota; Viridiplantae; Streptophyta; Magnoliopsida; Lamiales; Orobanchaceae
Source: the annotation of a GenBank genome assembly
AUGGCCUUGUCGCGGGUGGACCUUGGAGAAAAUUCUUCGGCACUUCGCCGGAUGCGCCGACUGGGGACUGACAAGCGGCUGAGGUGUAAGGUCAGAAACGUGCAAACGUGGGUAAGCCACCCUGACCGAAGACAACACGUGCACCGAUGGAUAGAGACGGAGGAGCAAAAUCAAGCGAGUUGCGUCAACUCCAAGAAUAAGCAGGCCUCAUCCCCGAAAAAGAACUCAAAACCGUCGACGAUGGAAGAAGCCGCCGUGGAAUUUCUGUUGGAGAGCUUGAAAAAAACUCCUCAUGACCAAGGCAGAUUUGAUCAGAAGCGCCAAGAUCCAGGUCGAGUGGCUCAAGAAGUAUUCGUGCCUCUUUAA